GAGAAACAACAAGCAACGACCGAGAAGAUGCUGAGCCGACUGAUGAGCAGCAGCAUCAGGAGUCUGGACCGGGAAUGCAACUGCACCGUGAGGCUGCUGGACGACUCGGAGUACACCUGCACGAUUCAGCGCGAUGCCAAGGGACAGUACCUGUUCGACGUCCUCUGCCACCAUCUCAACCUCCUGGAGAAAGACUACUUUGGUAUUAGAUAUGUUGACCCAGACAAACAGAGGCACUGGUUGGAGUUUACAAAGUCGAUUGCCAAACAAAUUAAAUCCCAGCCUCCGUUCACCAUGUGUUUGCGCGUCAAGUUUUACCCGCCGGACCCCGCCGCCCUGAAAGAGGAAAUCACCAGGUAUCUCGUCUUCCUGCAGGUCAAGAGGGAUCUCUACCACGGACGCCUCCUCUGCAAGACAUCCGACGCCGCCCUGCUGGCCGCUCACAUAUUACAAGCUGAAAUUGGCGACCACGACCCCGGGAAACACCCGGAGGGCUACAGCUCCAAGUUCCAGUUCUUCCCCAAACACUCGGAGAAGUUGGAGCGGCGGAUUGCCGACAUCCACAAGGCUGAGCUGAUAGGUCAGAGUCCUGAAACAUCCGAGCUCAACUUCCUCCAGAAGGCUCAGAGUCUGGAGACGUAUGGAGUCGACCCUCAUCCGUGCAAGGAUGUGUCGGGCAACCCAGCUUUUCUGGCUUUUACUCCUUUUGGAUUCACUGUGCUGCAAGGAAACCGGAGGGUCCAUUUCCUCAAAUGGGAGGAGGUGACCAAACUCAAGUUUGAAGCAAAGACGUUCCAUGUUUAUGCAAAUCAGAUGGAGGAUAAAAAGAUCAUACUGACGUACUUUGCGCCGACACCUGACGCCUGUAAGCAUCUGUGGAAGUGUGGAGUGGAGAAUCAGUCCUUCUUCAAGUUGGAGAAGUCGAGUCAGGUGCGCACCGUGUCCAGCAGUAAUCUCUUCUUCAAGGGGAGUCGCUUCAGAUACAGUGGAAAAGUUGCAAAAGAGGUGAUGGAACAAAGUGCCAGAAUUAAAAGAGACCCACCUGAGAUACACAGGCACGGCAUGGUGCCCAGUCGGAGCUGUCCCUCCAUCACCCACGGCCCUCGUUUGACCAGUGUGCCGAGGACCCGACGGAGAGCCGUGCACAUCUCCAUCAUGGAGGGCCUGGAGUCCCUCCGGGACAGCGCUCACUCCACGCCGGUGCGCUCCGUGUCCCACGGGGACUGCUACAUGUCCUCCCGGGGCCGCUCGGCGGACGAGGCCGCCAGCAGCUCGGCGGUGAUCUCCGACGAGGCCUACAGCCCCUCGGACAGCGUGCUGCCCUCCCCGGUGGCCGAGCGCGGGAUGGACAUGCCGUCGGCGCGUCACCUCAACGGCGCCGCCACGUGCAGCGCGGCGGACGAGCGGCGGCCGGACGCCGGCGCGUCGAAGGAGGGCCACGCGGCGGAGUUCUCCUCCGGCAGGAGAGCCCCGCGCACGGCGCCCACGGGCAAGCCGUCACCGCCGAGCGACGUGGAGGAGCUGAACAAAUUCAUCCUGAGCGUGCUGCGCCUGUUCCUGGUCACCAUCGGGCUGCUGUUCGCGCUGCUGCUGCUCCUCAUCAUGCUCACCGAGUCGGACCUGGACAUCGCCUUCCUGAGAGACAUCCGCAAGACGCCCGAGUUCCAGCAGUUCCACUUUGAGUACUUCUGCCCCCUGCGGCGCUGGUUCGCCUGUAAGCUCCGGUGGGUGGGAGGCUUCCUCAUCAGUAAGUGAGGGCCGGAGACACAGGGGAGGUGGGGAGAGAGGAACGGAUGGAGCCCCCUUUCACCUGACAUCAACCCGGGAAGAGCUUCCUGUCCCCGGCCUUGUUUAUUUUGUUUGACCAUCACUGCAAGGAUUGAAGGGGGGAAAAAAUCGCAUUUUAUUUUGAAAAUUCAGGUCAUUUCAAGGUAUUUUUUAUUUUUUACACUAAAGCCACAAUAAGAGCGUUUGAUUUAAACACUGGGGAAAAAGAGGUACAAGCAAGUCAAAUCGGUUAAUAGUUUCCUUUUAUUUUUGUAUUAAUUUAUAUAUGCGUUGCAAUAUUGUUGUUCAGACACGAUGAGCCUGGUGUGUUGUGCUGUGUGUGUUGUGAGAGUUUGAGUUAAGUAUUAAGAGAAGAUGGGGGAGGCAGUGGAGCUCAUCUAAUUUUUCAUAUUUCAAAGCCAACGACAACAUUCAAAUUCAUAAUGUUAUUAUGGUCCCUGCUAUGAGAUGGAAAACUGCAGCUUUGAGAUGUCGUAUAGCGGCAGAGGGGUUUAGAGAAAGUGUGAAAUGGAAAACUAAGCAGCAUUACUGACUGUAGAUCGGAGUCAAAUAACACGUGCACAAAUUAUUUAUAAUUGUCUUAUAUUCAAAUUUGAGUACAUACAGUAAAAUCCAUUUUACUGUAUGUACUCAAAUUUGACCAGAAAGAGCUGGAAAACAACUUUUUACAACUUUUAGAUGAUUGACAACGUCUACAAAUUGUCCUAAUGUGGUAUACAACCCCAAAAAUGCUAAUAAUGACUUGCUGUAGCUAUUUGACCCAGGGGUCAUGUUGGUGCUGCCCUGUUAAAAUGGCUUGAAUUAUCGUUUAUUUGUAAUAAGUGUGAUUAGAUUGUGGUCCGACAUCCAUUCGUCGAGCCAUUAGAGCACCGAUGACGUUUUAUUGUCCGAUGACUAGAAAUUAUGGAUAAUUGUAAGGUUAUAAGUAAGUACGGAGGUGGUAGGUUCACUAAUUUUUUAAAAUAAAAUAGCAGCCAAAUAAUUAUCAUAGCUACAAUGGACUUCAAUGUGUAAGGAACAGUAGUUGACUGUAGUGAAGUCUUCGGUUAGUUUGACUCCCACUGUGUAGAAGUUUAUCUUGAUGUGCAAUACUGUUAAUAUAAAAAACAAGAUCCUUUCCAUUCAGUGAAAUUUGACCUUGUUUUACAUUUUGUUAAAGUGCUAAAAAUUACCGCUAUAUUCCCCCUCCACGUUAUUCGGUUAAGAGAUGUUAGUUCAUGUGGAGUGAAGGUCGGAGAGCUUUAAUUUUUAGCCCUGCUGUGUUCAAAGUGAAGCCUUCAUCUGUAAAGGAAACAUUUAAAUCACAUUUUUGUACAAACUGAUGUCUCAUCAUGGUGGUUUUAACCCUCCUGUUACCUUGGGGUCAAUUUGACCCCAUUCAAUGUUUAACCCUCCUGUUACCUUUAUAUUUACUGACAUUUUACCCUUGGGGUCAAUUUGACCCCAGCAAUUAAAAGCUCCAGAAAAUUAUUAGAAUUAAUAUUGUUUUCCAAGUUUAAGUGUGAGGUACUUUAUGUUUGUUUGUUGACUACCUAAAUAGCCCUUUAACCCUUGUGUUGCCUUAAGGUCAUUUUGACCCAACUCAAUAUUACACCCUCCCCCCGCCUUAGGAUUAAUUUGACCCCAUUCAAUGUUUAAUGUCGGUGUUCUUUCGGUAGUCAACAAACAAACAUAAAGUGCCUCACACUUAAACUUGGAAAACAAUAUUAAUUCUAAUUUUCUGGAGGUUUUAAUUGCUCGCGUCAAAUUGAACCCAAAGGGUAAAAUAUGUUAGUAAAUAUAAAGGUAACAGGAGGGUGAAACAUUGAAUCGGGUCAAAAUGACCCAAAGGCGGGGGGAGGGUGUAAUAUUGAUUCGGGUCAAAAUGACCCUAAGGCAACACAAGGGUUAAAUAUAUAAAAAAGUUGAUAUUUCUUAUAUGUUUGACACAGUGAAAAACAGCCUGGGGUCAAAUUGACCCGAAAGAACACCGACAUUAAACAUUGAAUGGGGUCAAAUUGACCCGAAGGUAACAGGAGGGUUAAUAGACGUGAAGCAUCAUUUAUUUUAAAGUGGAUGUAUAGUUACCGUCACGUUUACAUCCCACAGCAAUCUUCAUCAUCACACCUACCAAAGAAACUUGUUAGUCUGCUCUCCUUCUCUAGCCUUAUUACAUAUUAUUAUUAUUAUCAUUAUGUCACAGUUUAGCUGCAGUGUGUCUUUACAGCUCAGAGCAAUCAAUGGAAAACCAGAACGUGUUAAUUAUUGGUCCUCUCAGCCGACAAGUGGGAUCUAAAAGGUAUUCUGUGUGUCAGUGGUGAGGAUCGACAGGUAUAUAUAUAUAUAUAUAAUAUAUAUAUAUAUAAUAUAAUAUAUAUAUAUUAUAUAUAAUAAUAUAUAUUAUAUAUAUAUAUACCUAGAAAGAAAAAUGGAUGUAUUUUUUUGUUGAGGAAUGGUAUCGGAUGCUGAUGGACUGAGGGGUUUAGGCAGUUUUUGGAAAGUUACCAUAUGAAUAUUCACAUCUUUCCCAAAAGGUUGGAAGUCAACACCAAACAGUACUUUAAGUUGAUCCCUGAAGUAUUAUAUAAAUACCUGGUCUUUGAAUAUUGAUUGGAUUUUGGUACAUUAAUAUUCAUAAAUGGCCAAAUAAGUAUUAAUUCUGUGAGUUGGACAACUACGAUUUAAAAAAGGUAUUGAUCAGAUGAAUUUAUAUUUAACAAACAUUUUGUGGUUGGUUUUCAGACUUGAUGAAUUACUUGAAGGCAGACCAUGUGAUUAGUCGUAUGAUUUGUACUUUAAAGUCUCAUUUUGUCUACGUGUAUGACAAAUGUAACAAUUUGAGCAAUAAAGAGUUAUGAAUAAUAACCGCGAACAGCAAAGGAAUGUGCUAAACAUUCAAAACGUCCCUUUGAGGGGAAACGACCGUCGAUAUUGUCACGAGUCCCGUUUCAUCGUUAACCAGGCGGCUCUUUUAGAGAAGCAGUUCAUGUGGAGGAACCGGACGCCAACAGAAGACCCGCCCACUCAACGGGGUUUGUACCGAAAAUGGAAGUUUGUAUUUCUAGCCAAUUCAGAACGGCAGCAGUAGCAUAUUCAACCACCUGAACGUCUCCUUAGGCUGCAGUUUGUAUUUGUUAAAAUCUGGUUUUCAUUCACUUGUUCCGAUAGACGGGCCACGGUUUGUUUUUGCCGAGUCGUGUGAAACCGGAGCGAGGCCCGACGGUCCGGCUGUAAAAGCUUCUUUCCUGCACCAUGGAGAUGUCUGUACGCAUGCGUUCUGCUUUUAUUACUUCCAAAACAAGACUGCUCAUUUCCAACCACCGACUCAAGACUCGUGUAAUUAUUUGUUUAUGAAUAAACAAUCUAUUCUUGACAUGUG
This is a messenger RNA of Pseudoliparis swirei, 5146 nucleotides long. Its product is annotated as FERM domain-containing protein 5-like. The record is from RefSeq and is a predicted model, not a curated record. The coding region runs from base 28 to 1755 and encodes 575 amino acids. Lineage: Eukaryota; Metazoa; Chordata; Actinopteri; Perciformes; Liparidae. Gene Ontology annotation, cellular component: cytoskeleton. The transcript has 15 exons. Gene Ontology annotation, molecular function: cytoskeletal protein binding.